GGUGCGCGUAGGCCAAUCAAUCACGUACCCAGGAUUGCUUCGUUUUCUUGUACAUUAUACGAGUCAAAGGACAAGAUAUCUACGGGAUGUAAACAAAACUACAGGGAAAACUUCUGUCAAGCAAUGUCUGGUGACGAAAUCGUUCCAUUAUUACCCGAAGUAAACAUUGAACCUGCAAACAAUGUUUGUCAACAAAGAACAAUAAGGCCUCAGAGAAGUUUACCGCCCGGGAAAACGUACCAUAUCUUCAUAUCUUACUCGUCGCACGAUGAGUCCUAUGUACUGCGUCUGAAAAACGUUUUGGAAGGAUUGGGUUUCAAAUGUAUGUUGGCCGAACAUGACUUUUCCUAUGGGGUUUCCGUUAUGCGGAACAUCGAGACAACCAUUCAGACAUGUCACAAACUGCUCCUCGUGGUAUCGCAGCAUUUUUUACAGAGUGCCAUGUGUGAUAAGGAGGUGGAUAUGGCACACAAGUACGCCGCUGAUAUCGGCCGAAAUGAUUUCAUGAUAGUUCUACGAUUGGAUGAGUCUAAAAUGCCUCUAAAGCUGGAUUAUAUGACCUAUAUAAACGGUGCGGAACUGGAGGUCAAGGACGUUGGACGUAAAGUGGAAAAGGCAUUUGAUGGUUUUGCUGAUGUUCCACUCCCACCGAAUAUAAAUGGCCAAGAGAUCAUACGGUGCCAACCGACAGAAACAUCACAUAGACUUUGGUGCAGCUCAAGCUAUGAAUUUGGUGACUUAUCUCAAUAUGAAAGGAAUAUGUUGUUAGCAUGGUCAGUGGAGGAGUCCCAAACAUGUUACCGAGAGAUUGUGGAGGACGCCAAUGACCACUUCCUUCUUAAACGAUACGCUGUUUUUGCUUUUGAUCGCAAAUCCUUAUGUUUUUGGGUGCUUUUGGCUUUGGGCAUUGUCACAUUGUCCGCUUCAUUGUAUUUUUUGAUAACGAAACUGAACGGAACAGACACCUUCCUCAACGACCUGCUUAUAAUUUUCAUUUGUUCGAUUAGUUUCACCACAGGUCUCUAUACAGGAUGUACGGUGUACCUUUUCCAUCAGAUGAUGAGAAGACUCUAUUCCAUUGUGCGGAAGAAUACAGAUUGCAAAUCACAAAAUUACAUCGUUAUUCCCAGACAGCACAGGAACGCCCUUUUCAUUUCCUUCAUUUAUUACGACAUGAAACGAUGCUGGAAUUAUCUGAAACAAAGAGCACGAGAAAAUUGGCCGGAUGAUUCCGAAGAGGACAUUGCUAAUAAAUGCAAUGAGGAAUUGGUCACGACAAUCCUUGGCUCGUUUAAGGGAUCAGACUGGAAUCCAAUACCACAGGCAGCGUCCAUCCGGCACAAUACUUACCAGAAUAGGUGUUGCCUGUGUAUGGUCGCAAAGUCGUCAUGGACAUAUAGAAAGUCAGCAUUAAAUGUCACACUAGAUCAAGGUAUAGAGAACAAUCAAGAUGAAGAAACUUGUGUCAUGAAAAUUGCAGAAAGCGAAACAGAACAUGAAACUUUUGUCAAAAAUACAUUUGAAAUUGAUCAUGAACAUUUUGAAUCGACAGAGGAAAACGACGAAACCAGCGUUAAGAAAAUAGUAUGCAAUAGACAAGAGAGUAAUUCUUCUGACUCACAUGUUGCCGGAGCAGUGAGUGGUUCACCUCGAACUGAAGCUGGAAGUGGUUUUCUUUUGACAGGAGCAGAGUUCGGUAAAUCAUCUCUGAGAGGAGCAAAAGGCGAUACAUCUCUGAGAGGAGCAGAAUGCGGUACAUCUCUGAGAGGAGCAGAAGGCGAUACGUCUCUGAGAAGAGCAGAAGGCGGUACAUCUCUGAGAAGAGCAGAAGGCGAUACAUCUCUGAGAAGAGCAGAAUGCGGUACAUCUCUGAGAGGAGCAGAAGGCGAUACAUCUCUGAGAAGAGCAGAAGGCGGUACAUCUCUGAGAAGAGCAGAAGGCGAUACGUCUCUGAGAAGUGCAGAAGGCGGUACAUCUCUGAGAAGCGCAGAAGGCGAUACGUCUCUGAGAAGUGCAGAAGGCGGUACAUCUCUGAGAAGCGCAGAAGGCGAUACGUCUCUGAGAAGUGCAGAAGGCGGUACAUCUCUGAGAAGAGCAAAAGGCGAUACAUCUCUGAGAGGAGCAGAAGGCGGUACAUCUCUGAGAAGCGCAGAAGGCGAUACGUCUCUGAGAAGUGCAGAAGGCGGUACAUCUCUGAGAAGAGCAUAAGGCGAUA
Molecule: messenger RNA, 2215 nt
Organism: Mizuhopecten yessoensis (Yesso scallop)
Lineage: Eukaryota; Metazoa; Mollusca; Bivalvia; Pectinida; Pectinidae
Exons: 11
Coding region: 124-2208 (694 amino acids)
Biological process (GO): signal transduction
Source: RefSeq, a predicted model, not a curated record